Messenger RNA from Parathielavia appendiculata, 381 nucleotides. RefSeq lists its product as uncharacterized. Lineage: Eukaryota; Fungi; Ascomycota; Sordariomycetes; Sordariales; Chaetomiaceae. The coding region runs from base 1 to 381 and encodes 126 amino acids. The transcript has 5 exons. The record is from RefSeq and is a predicted model, not a curated record.
AUGCUCAUUUUUGACUCAGAGUCUAAGGCAACGUGCUCUGUAGACAUCUUCUCCGGGCUGUCCAUAAGGUCGGUCAGACACACUGGAGACGACUGGAGACGACUGGAGACAUGGAUUGACUUGUUCACCAGCAGUCUGUACCAAAGCGUGACCCCCCAGAUCCGCAGACCCGCAGCACCGCAUGAUACAGACAAGGUCUUCCUGGCCACAACGAGAAUUGUGAAUGGGCCCCUCAAAAUGAAGGUACACACGGUUCGGAAUAAGCUUAUGUGCGGCUCAUUGACAGGCGUCUUCGGCUAUCAAGGGGGAGAAGCUCCGUUGCUCCAUGUCAUCAACGUAGCGCAGCAUCCUCAUGACAGUCUAGAGAAGAUUUGGCUUUGA